Galdieria sulphuraria is the source of this 1419-nucleotide messenger RNA. Its product is annotated as sorting and assembly machinery component 50. Gene Ontology annotation, cellular component: SAM complex; outer membrane. The transcript has 2 exons. NCBI's taxonomy places the organism in Eukaryota, Rhodophyta, Bangiophyceae, Galdieriales, Galdieriaceae. Gene Ontology annotation, biological process: protein insertion into mitochondrial outer membrane. The record is from RefSeq and is a predicted model, not a curated record. Bases 31 to 1392 code for a protein of 453 amino acids.
GGACGUUGGAGUUGGCUUACCUAAAUAAAUAUGUCGUCUUCUUUUGAAGACUCUCCUACUAGUACAGAAGAAAGUAAACUAGAAGAGUUAUUUCAAUCUAAACUAAAGAUUGGAUCAUUGAAAAUAAGAGGAUAUCGAAGAACCAAUCCUUCAUUUUUACACUCCUUAGUUGCACCUUCCUUAGGUGGUGAGAACUUUCGAGAGGUCAUUGAGAAUCUGUCGAUUGCCAUAGAACGUCUUCGUGAGUUGGAUAUAUUCAAAGGAGUGGACGUAUUUUUGGACGAGUCUUCGGUACCUGAUCAGACGGAUGUUUUGGUGACUGUUUCAGAAAAGGGACGUUUACAACUUCGAUUGGGAACUACUGUAGAAAGAGAAGGAUUCGAAACGGGUUUAGAAACUUGCGCAACUUUGAGAAAUAUUUUUGGCAAAGCGGAGAGACUACGAUUCGAGGCUGGAACAGAAGGAACAGAUCUAGCUCGAGGAUAUGGAGUGGCUGAAUUUUAUAAACCGCAUGCUUUUGGAUGCGAUACUUUCUUUUCUGCUUAUCUCAAUCGACAAUAUUUCAAUGAAAAACAGCGAUCUCAUAAUGAAGUGAGUCGCGGUUUUGUGACUUCAUUUGGAUUUCCACAAUCAUUAGGAAUAUUCUCAUAUGAGGGUGCGUGGAGAGAAAUCAGCGUUACCGAACCCUCAGCUUCUUCAACCAUUCGAGAAGAAGCUGGAUUCUCAUUCAAGUCUUCCAUCAAACAUACUUAUGAGAUAGACUCAAGAGAUAAUCCUCAAGCACCUAUUGAAGGAAAGUGUUUCAACGUUCAUACAGAAUUGGCUGGAUUAGGUGGCAGUGUUCGAUAUAUUCGGCAACAACUGGAGUCUCAACUACAUAUUCCAAUUGGAGAUACUGAAGCUUCUUAUGGAAUUGCCUGUAGAUUGGGUUACUUAUAUACUCCAAAGAGUUAUUUAUCAACAGUUUUGGAUCGAUUUUACUUGGGAGGACCUAACAGUUUUCGAGGCUUUCAAACUCGAGGAGUAGGACCCUAUGAAAAGGAUGAUCCUUUGGGAGGAGAACUUUUCUAUACCAUAUUCAGCUCUUUAAGUAUUCCACUCCCGGUAAAAGGAGUUUUAGGAAACUUAUUUAGACCCAAAGCUCAUAUUUUUGCCACUAUUGGAGACAUCUCUUCUGUGAAGGACUCCCAAUCUCUACUUGGUCAAGUUUUUACUAGACAACUUCCCUGGAAGAACUUGUUUGAAACAACAAGAAUAUCAGUAGGAUUAGGUGUAGUUGCUGAUACUCAGUUGGGACGUUUGGAAGUCAACUAUUGUCAUGUCUUACGGAGAACACAAGGCGAUCGCAUUCAUUCUGGAAUUCAGUUUGGCAUUUCUAAAACUUUUGGUUAAAAGUUGUAUAAAAAUGUUUUAUGAAAG